Neofelis nebulosa (Clouded leopard) is the source of this 2618-nucleotide messenger RNA. It is a transcript of the gene SELENON, whose product is annotated as selenoprotein N. NCBI's taxonomy places the organism in Eukaryota, Metazoa, Chordata, Mammalia, Carnivora, Felidae. The transcript is spliced from 12 exons. The record is from RefSeq and is a predicted model, not a curated record. Gene Ontology annotation, biological process: skeletal muscle fiber development; calcium ion homeostasis. Gene Ontology annotation, molecular function: calcium ion binding. Gene Ontology annotation, cellular component: endoplasmic reticulum membrane.
GCCGCCGCCGCCGCCGUCGCGAGUCCUCCAGCCCCGCCGCCGCCAUGGGCCGGGUCCGGCCGGGCGAGCGCGGGCCUCCCGGCCCCGGCCCCGGCCCCGGCCCCGCCGCUCCACCGCCCGCGCCCCGCCGCGCCCGCGCCCUGGCGCUGCUCGGGGCCCUGGUCGCCGCCGCCGCCGCCGUUGCCGCCGCCCGGGCCUAUGCCCGCCACGCCGAGGCCCAGGCGGCCGCGCGGCAGGAGUCAGCACUGAAGUCCCUGGGGACAGAAGGCCUCUUUCUCUUUUCCUCCUUGGACACAGACCGGGAUUUGUACAUCAGCCCGGAGGAGUUCAAGCCCAUUGCUGAGAAGCUGACAGGCUCAGCUCCUGCUGCCAGCUAUGAGGAGGAGCUGCCCCUUGACCCCAGCGAGGAGACGCUCACCAUAGAAGCCCGAUUCCAGCCUCUGAUCCCGGAGUCCAUGACCAAGAGCAAAGAUGGGUUCCUGGGGGUCUCCCGCCUGGCCCUGUCCGGCCUCCGCAACUGGACGACUGCGGCCUUGCCGAGUGCGGUGUUUGCUGCCCGACACUUCCGGCCUUUCCUUCCUCCUCGGGGCCAAGUGGAGCUGGGGGAGCCGUGGUGGAUCAUCCCCAGUGAGCUGAGCGUCUUCACCGGCUAUUUAUCCAACAACCGCUUCUACCCACCACCGCCCAAGGGCAAAGAGGCCCAGGCCUGCAGGUCCAGAGCGGAAACUCACCUAGGGGAUCAGGACCCAACAAGCCGGCACGGGUCUCCACUGCCCUCCCCUCAGGUCAUCAUCCACCGGCUCCUGAGCAUGUUCCACCCUCGGCCCUUCGUGAAAACCCGCUUUGCCCCUCAGGGGGCUGUCGCCUGCCUGACCGCCAUCAGCGACUUCUACUACACCGUCAUGUUCCGGAUCCAUGCCGAGUUCCAGCUCAGCGAGCCACCUGACUUCCCCUUCUGGUUCUCGCCGGGCCAGUUCACUGGCCACAUCAUCCUCUCCAAAGAUGCCACCCAUGUCCGAGACUUCCGGCUCUUCGUGCCCAACCACAGGUCUCUGAAUGUGGACAUGGAGUGGCUGUAUGGGGCCAGUGAGAACAGCAAUAUGGAGGUGGACAUUGGCUAUAUCCCCCAGAUGGAACUGGAGGCCGUGGGCCCGUCGGUGCCUUCUGUGAUCCUGGAUGAGGAGGGCAACAUGAUCGACAGCCGCCCGCCCUCAGGGGAGCCCCUCCAGUUUGUCUUUGAGGAGAUCAAGUGGCAGCAGGAGCUGAGCUGGGAGGAGGCUGCCCGGCGCCUAGAAGUGGCCAUGUACCCCUUCAAGAAGGUCGCCUAUCUGCCAUUCACCGAGGCCUUUGACCAAGCCAAGGCCAAGAACAAGCUGGUGCACUCAAUUCUGCUGUGGGGGGCCCUGGAUGACCAGUCCUGCUGAGGUUCGGGGCGGACUCUCCGGGAGACUGUCCUGGAAAGUUCGCCCAUCCUCGCCCUCCUUAAUGAGAGCUUCAUCAGCACUUGGUCCCUGGUGAGGGAGUUGGAAGACAUGCAGAACAACCAGGAGAACCCGUCCCACAAGAAGCUCGCAGACUUGCACCUGGAGAAGUAUAGCUUCCCCGUGGAGAUGAUGAUCUGCCUGCCCAAUGGCACUGUGGUCCACCACAUCAAUGCCAACUACUUCUUGGACAUCACCUCCAUGAAGCCUGAGGAUAUUGAGAACAACGUCUUCAGCUUCUCGUCCACCUUUGAAGACCCGUCCACGGCCACCUACAUGCAGUUCCUGAAGGAAGGCCUUCGGCGCGGCCUGCCCCUCCUCCAGCCCUAGUGUGGCCUCAGACCAUGAGAGGCCAGGCUGGACGGGGUGGGGGGGAGCUGAGGCGAAGGCCUCCAACACUGAAGACAGGCCCCUCGGGCUCAGAGCCAGCGGUCCUGGCACAUUUCAAACUUCGGGCACCCCCACCCCGCCACUCCCAGGCUGCCUGUGCGGUCGGCGGUCAGUGAAGGGUCAGACAAGGGGGUGCCUGGGGUGAUCGGACGGAUGAACCUCUGACUCCAGCUGCCACCAUUAGCCCUUUACCACCCACGUGGUUCCAGAAGCUGCUCAGGACACCAGAAACGGGACCUCAGGUCAUCUCCCUGGACCUCACCCACUCAGGCACGAAGCCCAGGUCCUUGUGGGGUGAAGAUCCGGGAGGCGUGGUGCCAGGAAGACAGGGCGCCCCUCUCUCCUUACAUUCACCGCCCCCCUCUCCCGAAAGAAACGUUAAGAAGGCCCGGACUGGGGGCUGGGGAGAGGUUGCCAGGGAAGCACUCUUGUUUGUCUGAAGCCUUCUUCCUGGCUGCCCUCCGAUGCCUGGUGUCCCCAGGGGAGUCAGUUUUAGCUGGAGACAGCCUUCUGGAGGCUCAGGGAAAAACCCUCCAGAAGAAGUCACUGUACCCCAGACCUCGGCUCUCCAGACCACUCAAUCCAACCUAAUGAUAAGACCCCAACACCUGAUUUGGGACUUGCUGGAAGCCAGCUGCUUGGGGAGGUUCACUGUGAAGUAGGCUUCUGCUCUUAGCAAGGGAGUCCACUGAGGAGUUUCCGAGGCCUAGGGCCAAGGCACCCCCACCUCCUACCCAGCAAGGGUCA